Messenger RNA from Gilbertella persicaria, 339 nucleotides. RefSeq lists its product as uncharacterized. Gene Ontology annotation, biological process: regulation of transcription by RNA polymerase II. The record is from RefSeq and is a predicted model, not a curated record. The annotation marks the transcript as partial. The transcript is spliced from 2 exons. Lineage: Eukaryota; Fungi; Mucoromycota; Mucoromycetes; Mucorales; Choanephoraceae. Gene Ontology annotation, molecular function: DNA-binding transcription factor activity, RNA polymerase II-specific; RNA polymerase II cis-regulatory region sequence-specific DNA binding.
CGCCCCAUGACGCCUAUUUCUCCUCCUUUGAUUGUCAAAGAUGAAAGCCUUACUCAAGACUCACCCAAUCAGAACUCUGAUAAGCUUAAGAAAGUGCCUCGUUCUCGUGGCCGUCGAGUCUCUAAUGUGCCUGGUUGUGGAGCACGUAUGUUUACUUGUAAAGCUGAUGGCUGUGGUAAAGUAUUCAAACGCUCAGAACAUUUAAAGAGACAUAUUCGAUCAAUCCAUACUUUGGAAAAACCAUUUGAAUGCCCAUAUCAAAGUUGCAAUAAACGGUUCUCGAGAUCUGAUAACCUGAAUCAACAUAUAAGAAUACAUCGUCAUAGUACUAGCAAUAGU